Osmia lignaria (orchard mason bee) is the source of this 3211-nucleotide messenger RNA. RefSeq names its product aminopeptidase N. Gene Ontology annotation, molecular function: zinc ion binding; metallopeptidase activity. Gene Ontology annotation, cellular component: cytoplasm; membrane. Gene Ontology annotation, biological process: proteolysis. The record is from RefSeq and is a predicted model, not a curated record. NCBI's taxonomy places the organism in Eukaryota, Metazoa, Arthropoda, Insecta, Hymenoptera, Megachilidae.
CCUUUACAUUCUGUGGAUACAACGUUCGAGUAUUCAAGGUCAACGCAGCUUGACCCAAAGUAAUCUUUCCUGACGACUCUUCCGGACACCUGGAACUCCAGCGACGAAUGCGGUUACGGACCUGUUGGACAAGGAUUGCCAAAAGAACCAUGAGGUACUUAGCAGCUAUCACGGUGCUCUUCCUGAUAUUGGCUCUACCGCAUUACGCCUCAGCCUCUCCUGCCGUAACAUCAAGAUUUAAAAGAAGUAUGGACCUAAAUGAGCUCGAGUAUCAUAGAAUUCUACACAGGCUGCCACAGGAAGUCGUGGCUACUAGUUACCACCUAGAACUUCAACCCUUUGUUGGUAACGACAAAUUCAAUGGUCGAGUGAGGAUCAACGUCACUUGGACAGAUACCAGCGAUACAAUUACUUUGAACGCUGAUCCAGAUAUUCACAUCUCAAAGUACAGUGUUAGAAUUACGGAAGCGGCGUCCGAAGAAAGAGAAAAAGGUUUGCCAAUGAUGGAUGUUAACGUGGCGAGGGUUACUCUUCCGGAUUGGCAGAAACCUUGGUACACCAUUCAUCUGGAGCAGAUGCUGAAGAAAGGCAGCAGCUGUGAAGUGGAUAUCAGUUUCGUCGGAAAUCUGACUUCGAAUGUACACUGUGGGCUAUACAGAAAGGAAUACCCGGAUCAUCCUUACGUAGCUACAUACUUCAGACCGAACCGGGCACACCAAGUCUUUCCUUGCAUGGACGAACCUCCUUACAAAGCAACCUUCAAAUUGAGCGUCCUUCGACCAGUGAACAUGACCGCUCUUUCAAACACCCCUCUGGAACUUACCGCAGCAUCGGACAAUCAAAAUUUCGUAUGGGAUCACUUUGAAACGACACCGAAAAUGUCCACCUAUCAGUUAGCUCUGUUGGUGUCCGAUUUUACAAGCAUUUCACCUAACGAGGAAAUUAACGAAAUGGACGGUAGAAGGGUGGAGAUCAAAGUUUGGGCACCAAAAAAACACUUGGAUUCCCUAGAACACGUGCCCGACAAGAUUGUCUGGAUUAUGAACUAUUUACAAGAAUACUUCAAUAGUUCGAUAGUCCUGCCUAAACUCGACAUUGUGGCGCUUCCUUGGCUCCACGAUAAUCCAACUGACAACUGGGGCUUGAUGUUCUUCGGCACCAAUCAUUUGAACAGUCCAUCUAUUUGGACUGUUACAUACGAACUGAUCUAUCAAUGGAUAGGCCAGUACAUCACGCCAUUCAGCUGGAGCGAUGCACCAGUCAGCAAAGCAUUGAACUCGUUUUUGGCUUCGAUGACUACGGUUGACAUCAAUCCAGAUGAAAUGGAAGGAAGAUGGCCAAUGACGAUGCUGUAUUCUUUUUAUUACGAAUUUGGAAAAUAUAAGCCUUUCUCAAAGGCUGCAGGCAUCACGAACGAAGCUACAGCUAGCAAGACCGAACUGGUGUUCCGAAUGUUCAACAUUCUUCUUGGCAAAGAGAUGUUCCGAAAGGGCGUCAGAAAUUUCAUUCGACAAAAUUCAGAAGAGAAUCUACGAACCUUCUUCGCUGACGAUAUCUACAGCCAUUUAAAUGAUAUAGCGAACGAAACAAAUAUUCUUCCGGAAGGUCGGACGGUCAGCAGCAUCGCUGGUCUGUGGAUCACUCGGGACAGGCUGCCAUUGGUCACGGUCAUUCGCGAUUAUGAAACGAAAACAAUGACGCUUAGUCAGAAAGUCAAUCUCAGAGAAGCUCCUCGAGCGGCGACUCCCAAAGUGUCCUACCAAUGGGACAUACCAAUAGUAAUGAUGUCGGAGGAAAAAUUAGAAUUUCACAAACCGUAUCCUUUGUGGUUGCCAAAAGGGUACAAACCAAAGAAUCUCACCGUUCCAGACAUCACCGACGAGGAUCACUUCAUUAUUGUUAAUCCAGAAGAAAUAGGAAUGUUUCCAGUAAAUUACGAUUCAUGCAACUGGAAAAUGUUAAUACAAUAUCUACGGGGUCCAAAUCGCGAAAAGAUUCCAGUUUUAACCAGAGCGAAAUUGCUUCACGACUCUUGGAAUUUAGCAUAUUCUGGAGAACUCUGUUUUGGAAUCGCAUUGAAUAUGACUCUAUUCUUGCAAGAAGAAAGAUGUCACGUAGUUUGGGAACCUAUCUUUAUGAUGAUCGAUCAUAUUGACAGACGUAUCGAAGGAUCUGAGGUGUAUCCCAAAUUUCAGGCAUACAUACGUACCUUGCUGAAGCCUCUGUAUAUGGAACUAAAGGAAAAUGAACAAGCAGGUGAACCAUCUUGGAAGUCUCGUAUGCGAGGAAUGGCGAAAAACUUCCUCUGUCGUGCUGGAUACGAACCUUGCAUUAUCGAAGCAAGAAAUCAGUAUCAAAGAUGGCUAAGGGGCGAAGAUCAAGAUGCAAGAAAUUCAGCCAAUGAUUUCAUUUGUCCAUUGUUGAAAUGGGGCACUGAAGAAGAAUGGGAAUUUGGACUUCAACGUAUCAUGAAUGUUUCCAAGUAUGAAAGGAUGGAUCUAAAAUCUUUAGCUGGCUGUACAAAAGACGCGAAUAAAAUUGAAAGAUUAUUGAACGUGACGAUCCUCGAACAGAAUGAAAAUUUCUCAGACUCAGAUAUUCAGCUAAUCUUUGUAACACUAAGUGGUGGAGCAGCUGGUUACAGAACAUUGUUCAACUUCUUGAUUGACAAUUGGGAUACUGUUAAACAAAGAUUCGAGGAUAAACAUUAUUUGUGGUCCAGCAUCAUAGAAUUGGCCACUUCUACGUACAGUACUCAGCAAGGUGUAGACUUGGUUGAAAAACUGUAUGAAAGCCAUCGUGAUCAUGUCUCUAAAAACCUGCCGAUUCAAAAAGCUUUCACAGCAGACCGAAAACAAUGGACUGAAAAAAAUCUUCCUGUAAUUGAUGCUUGGCUUUCAGAAAAUCUGCCAAAGGAAGAACUAGAAGCUACUCAAAGUAGCACAGCUACAACCAUGGUGAUGCCUGUUAAACAUUUAAACAUUUUGUUAAAUCAUUUGAAGUUAUAAUUCCUCCUUUGUUUAUUUACUGUAGAUGUGUAGCUUCUGCAAAUGUAUAAUUGUUAUGAGAAUGUAUACAUUGUUGUUUUGUUGCAAUGAAAAGUUUUACAAGUCUCUGAAAACACCUUUUCAUCUAAAACAAUAGAAACGUUUGUAUUAGUGUGAUUACUGGUUAAUCUACUAGAGGAUUAAUAAAUAUAACAUUAUAAAUA